AUGGGCGAGCAGAACGCCGAUGACACUAUACUUCAGCAUUGUGAGGUCGUCUUCUCAGUUCUACGCCUCAGCACUACAUUCAACACAGCUUGCCUUGAUGUGCUGCUCACUGUUUAUUGGGCAGCCAUGAGCUCUGCCUUGUGGAGCCAGGAGAAGUCCAGUGGGGGCUUCAGGGAGGACUGGCGCUUCUACAUGGUAAUCAAAGAGUGUACAGUGGAGAAGCCUCCCCAAAAGACCUUGAGGAUUCCUCGUGGAAGUCUUGGCCAGGCAUGCCAGGAACAACUCGAUGAGAAACUGGCAGAGCUUCUCUUCCCCAUCACUAACUGCGAGGAGCGCUACAGUCUACGCUGCAAUAAGUCACGACUGGAGCGUGUGCGGGACAUUGACUGUGGCUCCAAGGUUCGCGUCCUACUCCGGUCAGGGGAUGAGCCUCUGCCUGGUGUGGUCCGGUUUAAGGGCUCUCUGCUGCCAGACCGGGCUCUUUCUGGGAUCUGGUUUGGAGUGGAACUACUGGAGGAAGGCAGAGGACAAGGAUUCACAGAGGGUUCCUAUCAGGGCCGCCAGCUUUUCCGCUGUGAAGACGAGUGUGGGGUGUUUGUAGCUUUAGACAAACUUGAACUUUGGGAGGAGGAUGAUGAAGACGCUCUGGGAGAGCUGGAUGUGGAACAUGUCAGCCUGGUAGAUGAUGAUCAGGACUAUCCUCCACUUCCACCACUAGAGAUCAACUCUAGGGUCUUAGUGCAGACCAGAGGUGGCCCAGAGAGGGGGACUAUAAUAUUUUGCGAUCUGCUGCCCGGAAAUGAGAGCUUGGGCUACUAUGUGGGUGUCGACAUGGACAAUCCUAUUGGCGACUGGGACGGUGUGUUUGAUGGAAAGCUGCUAUGUAAUUUUGCCAGUUUGGAGCAUACAAAACUAGUUCCCAUAUGUGACGUUAUGCCAGAAUAUUCCAUGCAAGACCAAAGGCUGCCAAAGCACAGUUUUCCCACCAGGGGCACCAACAAUGACAAAUCUGGCCAAAACAAACCAAAGAGUAAAGGUUUAGGUCACCAGUGUGGCAGUAGAAGCAAGUCUGACUUUUACUAUACUUUAAAUGGCAGCUCUGUCGAUCCUCCCCCUCAGUCCAAAUCCAAAAGCACAUGGUACAUUGAUGAAGUUGGAGAGGACCCUGCCAAGUCGCUCACUGAAACCCCCCCUGACUUUAACCAGGCUUCUCCACCUUCCCGUGCACCACCUUCAGCCUCUCUGUCCAGCGAUAACAAGUUCCACUCCCUGCCCUUUAGCUUGAAUAGAAAGACCGGGCCCAACGACAGCAUAAGCCAUGGGCCGCUGUCUCUGUCUGUCCAGUCUGUGAUGGGGGAGCAGCUUGAGGCCUUGUCACCUGCUGCACCGUCCUCACCCCGGCCUCCCUCACCGCCUCAUGGACAACCGGGAUUGGAGGUGGGCUCUCUGGUGGAAGUGAAGGAAAAUCCCCCUCUUUGUGGGGUCAUCCGCUGGGUGGGACUGCCCCCUGGACUGUUGGAGCCACUGGCUGGACUAGAAUUGGAAGACGAAUGCCCCGGUUGCACUGAUGGAACCUUCAAAGGUACUCGUUACUUUACUUGCCCACCAAAAAAAGCCCUCUUUGUAAAGCUCAAGUGCUGUCGACCCGACUCCCGCUUCCCUUCCUUACACCAUUCCUCCAACCCCAUAGAGAGAUGCAACUCCAUUGCUUUUGGGGGUUACUUAAGUGAAGUCGUGCAUGAAAACACCCCACCCCGGACAGAGAACGAUGGUCUCGAUGUUAUGGUGGGGAAAAAGAAGGGUAUACAAGGCCACUACAACUCCUGCUACCUUGAUUCUACUCUGUUUUGUCUUUUUGCCUUUAGCUCUGUACUAGAUACGGUUUUGUUAAGACCACGUUCUAAGACAGAUGUGGAGUAUUACAGAGAGACACAGGAACUGCUGCGCACAGAGAUCGUGAAUCCCUUGCGGAUACACGGAUAUGUGUGUGCCACCAAAAUCAUGAAGCUACGGAGGAUCCUGGAGAAGGUGGAGGCGGCAUCUGGUUUUACUUCAGAAGAGAAAGACCCAGAGGAGUUUUUAAAUAUUCUCUUUCAUCACAUUCUCAGAGUGGAUCCUUUGCUCAAGCUAAGGUCUGCUGGUCAAAAGCAGCUCCUCGAGUGGUCUUUCAUUAACAGUGACCUCAAGUUUGCAGAGGCUCCUUCCUGCCUUAUCAUCCAGAUGCCCCGUUUUGGCAAAGACUUCAAAAUGUUCAACAAGAUUUUCCCCUCCCUGGAGUUGGACAUCACAGACCUACUUGACGACACUCCAAGAGAAUGUCGAAUCUGCGGCGGCUUGGCUCUGUACGAGUGUCGAGACUGCUACGAGGAUGGAGAUAUCACGGCUGGCAAGAUAAAACAGUUUUGUGAGAAAUGCAAUACACAGGUUCAUCUCCACCCAAAGAGAAAAGCACAUCGACAUGGUAAACUUUCUGUCCCAAAGGAGCUCCAAGAGGGAAUGGGUCGACAGGGGAGCUUCCCCCGACAGAGGAUGGAACUGUUUGCUGUGCUUUGUAUAGAAACCAGUCACUAUGUGGCCUUUGUCAAAUAUGGGAAUGCAGACUCAGCCUGGCUCUUCUUUGAUAGCAUGGCUGACCGAGAUGGAGGACAGAAUGGGUUUAACAUACCGCAGGUGUCUCCAUGUCCAGAGGUCGAAGCCUACCUUAAAAUGAGUCCAGAAGAACUACACGCUCUGGACCCAAAGAGCAUCCAAGGGCAGGCGCGCCGCCUCCUGUGUGAUGCUUACAUGUGCAUGUACCAGAGCCCCACCAUGAGCCUCUACAAGUAG
Molecule: messenger RNA, 2826 nt
Organism: Knipowitschia caucasica
Lineage: Eukaryota; Metazoa; Chordata; Actinopteri; Gobiiformes; Gobiidae
Source: the annotation of a GenBank genome assembly